UGAUGUAGCUGGCUGUUUACUCUAGAAUGUGGUAAAGGUUAUUUUUAUUAGCUCUUUUGAGCAACAGCAUUACAUUUUAGGACUAGGAGCAGUGAUCUAGAGCUCCCAGAAAAGAAUCCUGAAGUCUGUUGCUUCCAACAUGAAUCUUCUACACCUUGCUACGAGUAUACUGCUCAUUUCAUCAGCAUUAUGUGGAGUCAAAGACCUGCAUGACCAUUUUGAUAGUAGGGCUGAAGUAGGAGCGCGCGGGAUUUCUCCACAAAAUACAAAGACUCUCCAGGAUGACACAGUGACCAAUGACCUUAUUCCUGAUGAAGAAGAUGAGGAAGACUAUAUAGAUUUUGAUCAAAUAAUUGGCGAAGACUAUACUGAGACCAUUGAUGCUCUUACAGUAAAGAAUGUAGAAAAAACACAAGGGAAUAUAUAUGAACUAUUCCCUGGGAAAACCAGGAUUCAAAGGCUCAACAUAAUUAAUGCCAAAUUUGGCUUUGAUCUUUAUCGGACAAUAAGAGAAAACAUUAAUACAACUGAAAAUAUUCUGCUGGCACCGGUUGGAGUCUCCACAGCGAUGGCCACAAUUUCAAUGGGAACAAAAGGGCAAACUCAGAGUCAAAUUUUCUCUAUGUUAGGCUUCAAAGAAUUUAUCAAUGCCAGCUCAAAGUACGACACCACCACCAUCCACACUGUCUUCCGGAAAUUAACUCACAGACUCAACCGCAGAGAUUUUGGUUAUACCUUGAGAUCAGUCAAUGACUUAUACAUACAAAAAAAUUUCUCCAUUAGAGAGGACUUUAAGAGUAGCUUGAAAAACUACUACUUUGCAGAAGCUCAGGUGGGCGAUUUUGAAGAAAAAGCUUUUGUAAACCAGAUAAACCAAAGGACCCAGAAGCUUACCAAGGGCCUGAUAAAGGAAGCAAUUUCAAACCUGAGCCCCGGACUACUAAUGUUUAUCGUGAACUGCAUCUAUUUCAAAGGGACUUGGGAGAGUAAGUUUCCAGUAGAGAAUACCCAUAUUGCAAAUUUUCGUGUAAGUGAGAAAGAAGUGGUGAAAGUACACAUGAUGAGGACCAAGGGAAACUUCAUGGUUGGUGUGGACUAUGACCUGGAGUGUGAUCUCCUACAGUUGCCAUACGUAGGCAACAUGAGCAUGCUAAUAGCUGUGCCACAUAAACUGUCUGGUAUGAAGCUCCUUGAGAAGCAGCUCAGUCCACAGCUGGUGGAAAAAUGGCAGAAGACCAUGAAUAACAGGGCAAGAGAAAUUCACCUACCCCGCUUCAAGCUGGAAAAGAAAUAUAAUUUGAAGGAAGUAAUUAGCACCAUGGGAGCAAAGGACAUAUUUACCACUAAAGCAGAUUUCUCAGGCAUCACCGAUGAGGGAAUAAACAUUGGCCAGUUUCAGCAACAAGGCAGCAUCACUGUGAAUGAAGAAGGAACUCAGGCCGCGACGGUCACUGGAGCCAAAUUCAUGCCGCUAUCUACUCAGACACGCAUUACGGUGGACCGUCCUUUCCUAUUUUUCAUCUAUGAACUUCGCACGGAUUGCCUCAUUUUUUGCGGAAAAGUUGCGAACCCCAACAUAUCAUGAAUUCCCAGCUAAACCUGGGGCUUAAUACUUAGAUGCAAAUAUUAGUUUCUUUUAUGUAUUUGAAUUAAGUAUAUGGAAAAUGCCUAUUCACAAUACAGUACUUAAAACAACAACAA
This is a messenger RNA of Pseudophryne corroboree (corroboree frog), 1701 nucleotides long. It is a transcript of the gene SERPIND1, whose product is annotated as serpin family D member 1. Gene Ontology annotation, molecular function: serine-type endopeptidase inhibitor activity. The record is from RefSeq and is a predicted model, not a curated record. NCBI's taxonomy places the organism in Eukaryota, Metazoa, Chordata, Amphibia, Anura, Myobatrachidae. Bases 140 to 1585 code for a protein of 481 amino acids. Gene Ontology annotation, biological process: negative regulation of endopeptidase activity. The transcript is spliced from 5 exons.